Molecule: messenger RNA, 2130 nt
Organism: Saprolegnia parasitica CBS 223.65
Lineage: Eukaryota; Oomycota; Saprolegniomycetes; Saprolegniales; Saprolegniaceae
Exons: 8
Coding region: 1-2130 (709 amino acids)
Molecular function (GO): protein binding
Source: RefSeq, a predicted model, not a curated record
AUGCGCGGGAGCCGUGCCAGCAGUGCCAUAGCGACGUCAACGCCAAGCUUCUCGUCCACUGCGCAGCAUGUGGGCUGCAUCGCCACACGUAUUGCUUUGAGCCGGCGCUGCUGGCGAAUCCGACCAGCACUUUCAACGCUUGCAUACGCCAAGCGCCGGGCGCUGCCAUUGCCCAAGCCGCCUCGGCGUGUGGCACCAGCGCUGGUGACUCGGAAUGCCGACGACGACCUUGGCGAGCGCCGGCGCACAUCAGGCAAGUUUCGGCGCGUUGCGUGGGCGAUGCUCCACUACCGGCGGCUGCACCCGCCGCGUAAGGCAGUCGUGCUGGGCUCCAUCGCGAGCCGCGUCCAAGCGCACGUCAUGCACGAGCUCACGCCCGACGAGGCAGCGCGGCUCGGUGACUGGCACCUCAAAUACCAAGACGCGCCCGAGAACGACGACGAAUGGUAUAUGCCCAAGAAACCACCUCCAAUGACUGUCGAAGCAAACGACGAGCCCGCGCCCCUUGUGCCGGACGCGCUCGAAGAACCCGUGAAUCCAGCGGCCUUGCUCGUGCAGACGCAGCUGCAGCUCCAGACCGCGACGAACGAGGCGACGAAGCGUCGAAAGCAGCAACGGCACGUGGAGCUCAUUCGCGCGAGUCGCGAGAGCCAGGCCGCACGCCGACUACAGCGCUGGUACCGGCGGUGUCUCCAAGCCCGCGCCGACCACGAGGCGCGAACGCUCGCAGCCAUCGUGAUCAACCACUUUUUCCGCUCGGUCCUCGACAGGCGGCAUAAGCGUCAGUCCAAAGAAGCCUCGGCGGCUCGGCUUCUUCAAUCCCAGCGCGCCCACGACGCCAAAGUCGCGCUGCUCCACACCAAGCGAGUGGCCAAGGCGCGUGCGCGCAUCGGCGUCUUCCUGGUUCACGACGUGCUGCCGUACAUCAGUCUCCGGCUCCACGGCGCCAUUUGCAUACAGGCGCAAUGGCGCAUGCACGUCUGCCGGCGCCGGUACUUGCAGAACCCGCGGCAAGUCAGCGCCCGCCGGCUCCAGCGUGCAUGGCGUCGGUACCAAGCGCGCUGCCGACGGCUGGCGGAGGCCAGUGCCGUCCUCGCACGCUUUGCCCAGCGCUGGCGCGUGCGUCGGCUGCUUCGCCGCGAGAAGAGCCGCCUUACUCUUCUCACGGCGGUGCGCGCUCUGAACGCGAUCGAGUUUGACCCGGCGACAGCGACACCCGCGCAGCUUUUUGUCGGUCUCGGGACCUACUGGCAUACUCGCAACGAGCUCUGGACCGCCGCGCUGUGCUUUGAGCGCGGCAUGCGCCAUGGCGGGCAGCCGAGCGCCAAGGAGCUCCUUGCGAUGGGCGAGAGCCACCACGCGGCGUGGCACGUCUCGUGCGACGAGCUGAAUUUGCAAAAGGCCUACGACAGCUACAAGGCCGGGCUUGCGCGCGAUAUGAGCGUCAAGGACCCGCGCAUCCUCUUUGACUUCGCGCUCGUGCUCGUCGAGAGCCGCGAGUACGCCCCUGGCCUCGACUUGCUCCAGCACCUCCUCAGUUUGUACCCAACGUUUGAACAGAUCCCACUGGUGCUGCUCUGGACAGGCGUGGUACUGCUGCAUUUGCGCAGGUGCUCGGAGAGCUUGCGUUGCUUCACGUUGCUCAUGGAUGCGCCACCCAUCGCGUACUCUGCCGCCGACAUGACGCUACUCUGCGCGCUCUGCUAUCAUGGCUUGGGCAACGCAGCCGACUGCAAGCAAGGCUUGGUCACGGCGAUGGCGCUUCUCAAGGCAGCCCGCCGGAAAUCGACGACCAACGAAGCGCUCUUCGACCUUGGCAAGCGGUCGCUCCAGGCGCGGCAGUACCUCUUGGCCUACAACGUUCUCUUCUUCGGCCUCCGCCGCGCCAAGCACUCGACCAGCGAUGCGUGGGUCUGCUUCAGCGACACGCUCCGGCAUCUCGGCCAGCUCGACGAGAGCAAGCAGGCGCUCGAUGCGGCGCUGGCCCUCGACAGCACGAGCUCGCGGGCGCUCACGGCCGUGGCCCAGUGGCCGCCGCCACUGCAUGCGUUCGCGGCGGCGGUGACGUCGAUGACCGAUGCUGCGUAUCUGCAGAGCUUGGUUAGCGACGCGCGACAGCCAACUUAUUAA